UGGGUUACAAGCUUUAUAAUCGCAGCACCUCCCAACAUUGCCUCAAACCCUAGCGAAUUAUCACUCGAGCCGCUCUGCGAAAGCAUUUUCGAUCCUAGUCUAAGAAAGAAAAAAGAAUGUCGACGGUCGGAGAGCUUGCUUGCAGCUACGCUGUUAUGAUCCUCGAGGACGAGGGUAUUGCUAUCACGGCCGACAAGAUCGCUACAUUGGUCAAAUCUGCUGGUGUGGAGAUUGAGUCAUACUGGCCAAUGCUAUUCGCCAAGAUGGCUGAGAAGCGUAACGUUACUGACCUCAUCAUGAACGUUGGUGCUGGUGGCGGAGGUGGUGCUCCAGUUUCAGCUGCUGCCCCAGCUGCCGGUGGUGGUGCUGCCGCGGCUGCACCUGCCGCUGAGGAGAAGAAGAAGGAAGAAGUAGCAGAAGAGAGUGAUGGUGAUUUGGGUUUCGGCUUGUUCGACUAAGCUUGAGCGAUUUGCCUUUGUUAUUUCUUGUUCGUAGUUUUUGGUUGAUUAAUCAUUUUGAGUUGAGACCAUAUUUUGUUUAGUUACUUCUUCGUUUCGUCUUGGCUUAAAAAAGUCUUCGUUGUUUUUCUUUUUUGUGCUGAAUAUCACCUCUUGUACUACUCAAAGUCUUACCGAGCAAGACCAUCGUCUCUGGCUUUUUGCUAGAAUUGAUUUUCACA
Raphanus sativus (radish) is the source of this 679-nucleotide messenger RNA. Its product is annotated as 60S acidic ribosomal protein P1-3. Gene Ontology annotation, molecular function: ribonucleoprotein complex binding; protein kinase activator activity; structural constituent of ribosome. Bases 117 to 458 code for a protein of 113 amino acids. The transcript is spliced from 4 exons. Gene Ontology annotation, cellular component: ribosome; cytosolic large ribosomal subunit. Gene Ontology annotation, biological process: cytoplasmic translation; translational elongation. NCBI's taxonomy places the organism in Eukaryota, Viridiplantae, Streptophyta, Magnoliopsida, Brassicales, Brassicaceae. The record is from RefSeq and is a predicted model, not a curated record.